Molecule: messenger RNA, 1008 nt
Organism: Prorocentrum cordatum
Lineage: Eukaryota; Dinophyceae; Prorocentrales; Prorocentraceae
Source: the annotation of a GenBank genome assembly
CCCAGGAGCACGCGCCUUCGAUCGUCUUCAUCGACGAGAUCGAUGCUGUCGCGACGAAGCGCUACGACACCACCAGCGGUGGUGAGAAGGAAAUCCAGGACACCGCACCAUGCUCGAGCUGCUGAACCAGCUCGAUGGUUUCGAUGACCGCGGAGAUGUUAAGGUGAUCAUGGCGACCAACCGCAUCGAGUCGUUGGACCCAGCCAUGAUCCGUCCAGGGCGGAUUGACCGCAAAAUCGAGUUCCCGUUGCCAGACGAGAAGACAAAGCGCCGCAUCUUCCAGAUCCAUACAGGCAAGAUGACGCUCAGCGAGGACGUUAACCUGGAGGAGUUUGUCGUCGCGAAGGACGACCUGAGCGGCGCGGACAUCAAGGCGAUCUGCACCGAGGCCGGCAUGCUGGCGCUGCGCGAGCGCCGGAUGAAGGUGACGCAGGCAGACAUGCGGAAGGCAAAGGAGAAAGCGCUCUACAAGAAGAAGGGCAACAUUCCAGAGGGCAUGUACCUGUGAGCCGGGCAGAGGCCUCCUCAUCCUCCUCUUCUUCCUCCUCCUCCUCCUCCUCUUCCUCCUCCUCCUCUUUUUGUUGGCUGCAGGCGACAAGGCCGAUCAGCUGCUGCGUUGGUGUCGCUGCUCUCACAUACCAUGGCAAGUCAAAGCAAUCGGUAUAUCCUCCUUGUCCGACUCCAUGGGCAGAUUCACCUCGCCAUGGCCAAGGUGUUCGACGCGCACGCGCAGGGCAUCACAAAGGUGGCCAGGCUUGCGCGCAACGCGGAUUCAUCCCCAAUAAGCUGAAGGAGCAAGUCAUGGACGUGGAUAUCACCUACCACGCCACGAGGCACUGGGAUGGCAAAAGGGUGCAGGGUUUCUACGACCUGGUGGGGACCACCAUGGAGGAGCAGCGAGAUGCGCGGGAGUUCCGCCGACCGGAGCGCCGUGCGCAGCUCCCCGAUCUCCCGGCCACUCGCCUGCACCUCACGCUCGGUCGCCGCGCCGCGAUGUGAGCGCAAGGA